This is a messenger RNA of Stegostoma tigrinum, 11601 nucleotides long. Its product is annotated as zinc finger protein 271-like. NCBI's taxonomy places the organism in Eukaryota, Metazoa, Chordata, Chondrichthyes, Orectolobiformes, Stegostomatidae. The record is from RefSeq and is a predicted model, not a curated record. Bases 1340 to 2452 code for a protein of 370 amino acids. The transcript has 2 exons.
UUCCUGAAGCUUGUGAAACUGACCAGUGAAAUAGAGGUGACUUUGAGCAGUUCAUCAGGUGGAGAUUUAAACAUGUCAUUGUCUCCAUCUGAAUAUUACCUUCUGUACUACCAAGCAAUCAGUCCAAAACUAAUCAACGUAAGAUAGUUAAUAAUAAAUUCAAUGAGGAAUUUAGGACAAACUUCGCCACCAAGAGAACGAUGAGAAUAUCGAAUUUGCUGUUAUUGCAGCUGCUGCCUCAGUUCCCCUGGUAAAUGUUUGACAGAGAUUUCUAGUGAGGGAAUAGCAUUCUUCAUCCUCAGAGGCUUUCAAACUGACAACAUUCAAGUGGGAUGUGUAUCCUCGGAUGUGUUUGACAGAAGACCUACAGCAUCCAAGGCAGAGAUAACUUGCAGUGAUGGGAUCAGCACAUGCACAGCAAGGAGGGACACAAGAGCAGUUCCUGACCAGUGCGAUUUCUUCAAAUAAUGUGCAAAAAUAUGGGGAGAAAUUUCAGAAUCCCUAUUGAAUUAACAUUUCAUCUGAGUGUUUUUUUCAUUAAACAAACACUCCAACAUGAAACCUGGUCUUCAACAGCGCAACACAAGCUCAUAGUGAAUUGAUGUCUCACUUUACUCUCGACUCGACUGUCUUUUCCAGUGCACCUGUGGUGCCCGAGAAGAUAGAAAGAAAUUACACACAUUAUCUGCUCCUGGUCACUAUCCAGUGUCCCUGCUGGAAAUAGAGGGUGUGUGACAGUCAAGUGAGGAAGAAAAAAGGACUUGUAUUUGAUGCCUUCCCACACAAGAAACGGCAGACUGGCACUCACUGUGGCUAACAGUCUCUAACUGAGUAGUCAGACCCAUCAGCAAAGGAGAAGAGGAAUGGAGAAAUCAAGUUUUCUUUUCCUGUGUUACAGGAAGAUUGCAUCGUACUACACCACAGAAUACAGUGAGGAUGGACACUGCAGAUACAUCCUGUCAUCAUGCAAGGAACAACCGCACGAUUGUGGGAAGACAUCCAGUCCCUUCACAGUAUUGCUCAACACAGAGAAGGUUGGACAGUGAAACCAUCACCUGGAAAUCGGUUGGGUCAGGGGAACUUUGACAUAUCAUCAGAUCUGAAACUGGUCAGUGGUGUGGAGCCUUCCAUCAGAACCAACCUUUCUGAAGGUUCGGCUGUGGGUGAUUGGUCAGGGUGAGGCUAGGAAGAAGGGUAGUGACAGCUUCAGUCAUUCAUCAAGCCUCAUGAACCACUGACUCAUUCCUACUACAUGCUGGGAGCUGCUCAAGUAUGAGGAGGGCUUCAUAGGCAUAUCGAAGUUAAUGUGUUGUAAAACAGUUCAGGCAAGACCGACUACAUGGAAGUGAAAGCAUUCACAUGUGAAGUGUGCAACAAGGGCCUUGCACGAUUAUCAAGCUUAGUGAAUCACCGGCGCAUUCACACUGGGGAGAAACCGUUCACUUGUGAUGUCUGUGGCAAAUCCUUCAGACAGUUAUCGAACCUUCGCAUACACCAACGCACUUACACUGGAGAAAAACCAUUCAUGUGCAAGGUGUGCAACAAAUCUUUUACUCUACUCUCAUCACUCCGAGUGCACCAGCGCAUUCACACAGGGGAGAAACCAGUGAAGUGUGAGGUGUGUGACAAAACCUUCACACAGUUAUCGGGCCUGCUGGUCCAUCAGACAGUCCACACGGGGGAGAAACCCUUCAAAUGUGAGGUUUGUCAUAAAGCUUUCGUGACAUCUUCCACCCUCCUGAUUCACCAGAGAUUUCACACUGGGGAGAAGCCCUUCAGGUGUGAGGUUUGUGAGAUGGGUUUCACUCAAUCCUCUGAUCUCCUGAUACACAAGAGGAUUCACACUGGGGAGAAACCAUUCAAGUGUGAGCUGUGUGGCCGAGCGUUUACGCGGUCAACAAUGCUUGUGGAACACCAACGUGUUCAUACAGGGGAGAAACCGUUUACGUGUGAGGUGUGUAAUAAAUCAUUCUCACAGUCAUCAAACCUCCGUGUACACCAACGCAUUCACACAGGGGAGAAGCCGUUCACAUGUGAUGUCUGUGACCAGGGUUUCGCACAGUUCUGGCGCCUGGUAAAUCAUCGACGCAUUCACAGUGGGGAGAAACCAUUCACGUGCAGAGUGUGCUACAAGUCAUUCUCACUAUUACAGAACCUCCGUGUGCACCAACGCAUUCAUACUGGUGAGAAACCAUUCGUGUGUGAGGUAUGUGACAAAUCAUUCUCACAGUCAUCUUCCCUCCGUGCACACCAGCGCAUUCAUACGGGGGAGAAACCCUUCACGUGCAGGGUGUGUGACAAAUCAUUCUCACGCCCAUCACACUUUCGUGUACACCAAAGCAUUCACACUGUGGAAAAAGAGUUCAAAUGUGAGGUGUGCAACAAAGCCUUCACAAACUCAUCAAGCCUUCUGGUCCAUCUGAGGAUUCACACGAGAGAGAAGCCUGUGUAGUUCAUGGUUUACAACAGACAUCUUCACUCUCUUAAAUACCAAUGGAUGUGAUCAGAGGAGAAACAAAACUUGCACCGAAUCCUUUCUUCAAUCACCAGUGUUUUGAAGAAGAGUCACUAGACUUGAAUCUGUUUCUGCCUCCACAGGUGCUUCCUGACUUGUUGAGUUUUUCCAGCAUUUUGUGUUCAUUCUAGAUAUGCAGUAGAAAAACUAUUCAGAUGUCCAAUGUGUGAUAAGGUUUCUGCAUAGUCUGUUUAUCUGCUGCAUCAUCAUUGUAUUCACACAGGUGAGGAAUUCCAUAGGUGAGAGUCCUGUGAUAAUACUGUCGCACAGCUGUAGAAACAUCAAUGAACUCACAUGAGAGAUAGACCUGCCAGUGUGACGUGCAUCAGGAUCGUUUCAUUUCCUCCUCCUCUCUCACCACACAUCAACGUCUCCACACGGACAGUGGAACCGGGUCCCUUGCUUCCGUUGCACUGAGAGCUGUCUGUCUUGUUUCCCCUCCAGUGCUCACGCAGGGGGAGCUGUCAUUCCAAAGCUCUGUCUGUCUCAGCAGGGUCUGUCUCAAACCUCUUGCACUAUCAGUCGCGUUAUUUUAAGAAGGUCAAUUCAACCUUUGUCCAUAUCUCCAAACAUCACUGAAAGAAGACACCAUAUGUACAGAAGCUCCUGUAUAAACUCAGCAUCCUUUCAGUGCAGUGUCAGGUACAAGUCACUCACUGACUCUCACACUGACCAAGAAGACAAUCAGAUACUCAGUGGUCGGAAAGGCUUCAGCUUCUGAUCGGCCAGCACAAAUUCCCAGGGGAAGUGCCCAUGAUUUGGAUGUCUACAAACUUCAUCCCAACUCUGCAAUUGCUUCAUGGGGAUAUGUCUUGAAUGGGAGAUCUGACAGAAACUUUCAAAAUACGGGCAGCUGUCAAACAAGGCUGUGUGAUAGUCACCAUUCUGUUUACAAUCUACCUGGUAUAAAUAUUCACCUCAUCAAAAAUCAAUUGCCCUCUGGUAUCAAUAUUAAACGCCAUCUCAAUGGAAAACUUAUUUACCUCAGACCCCUUCAUGCCAACACUAAACUGACCACUGUAGAUUUACCAUAGUCUUCACACAGUGGUGAUCUGUAAACUGGUUGUCCAUCAGCACUCCCUCUAAUCUUCAUACUGGCUGUGCAGGCUCUUGUGGUCCAUGUGCAGCAAUAUCUUCUGGAGUUAGAAAUCAGUGCAGUGAUUGGCAUUACUGAUCCUGAUUGCUGUGCACAGGAUGUCAGAAAGGGAACAGGGUUCACUCUGCAACAGAUUUGUUUUCUACUCUCAAUCUCUUUGAUUCUCCAUACUAGAAACUCAGCCUGUCCUGGAAUGUUGCCAAAACAAAACUUCUAUCAGCUCUCAACUGGUCAGUGAAAUAUUUCACUUCCCAUUUUUGCUGAAGGAGAGACUCUGGAAUCUGUUGACUGCCUGCCAUAUCUCAACAGACACCUCAAUCAGCUGUGUCAGUUCAGACUCCUACAAAAAGCAGCUCGAAGGGUUUGACUGCAGAAGAUCAAUAGGGAACUCACCAUCAUCUUCAAGGGAACAAACAGAAAGGAGCAGAAAAUACUGCUGUGCCAUCAGUGCUCACAUUUAAAAAAAAAACUUAAAACCUCUGCAAGUAAACAAAAUCCCAACAAGCUGCUGUCACCGUGAAAUUGGGACUGUGUAUCUGUGCCCCAUAAGAGCACAAGUAAAGGAAAGGAGACAUACAGAGAUCUUGGUGGGAGGUGGAGUUACAUAUGACAGAGACAAUUUGUAUUGGAGCAUGAGAAUUUCAAAUUGGAAGGACUGGGCACCAGUGUAGGUCAGUGAGCACAAGGAUGAUAGAUGUGUGAUUUAGCUUAGUGUGCACAGAGUUUAGCUGAGCUGAGGUUUAGGAAGUUGAAAACUAAUAUGGACGUGGAGAGUGUUGGUAAAGGUGGAUGUUAUAGAGGGGAAAGUAGGUGAUCUUUGUGAUGUAGAGGAUAUGUGGUCAGGAACUCAGUUGUAGGGUAAAGAGGACACGGACCAAUUGUUGGUGGAGAUGAGAGGGGAGAGGGCAAUCAAGAGGAAUGAAUGGAAUGUAGAAGUGAAAGUAAAUUGUUGAGACCUCUACUCCAUUCAAGUAGAUCGUGGCUAAUCCAUAUCUUAACUCUGUACACUUGUCUUUUCCUGUAACUCUUGAUUUCCUUUCUUAACAUUAGACCUAUCAAUCUCAGUUUUGAAAUUUUCAACUAACCUUCAGCUUCAACAGAUUUUUGUGAGGACAGAGUUCCAGAUUUCCAGUCCGUUUUUUGUGAAGAAGUGUUUGCUGACAUCCCCCGAACAGCCUUGCUGUAAUUUUAAUGCUCUGCCCCUUAUUCUAGACUCUCCCACCAGAGGAAUUGUUACUCUCCAAUGACUUGAUCAACUUGUUUAUGAAUCUUAAACAAUUCAAUUAUAUUACCUUUAACUUUCAACGUUCAAGGCAAUAAAAGCUGUCUGUGCAACCUGUUCUUAUAAUUUAACCCUUUUAGUCACAGGAACAUUCUGGUGAAUCUAUGCUGCGCUCCCUCCGAUAUAUCUUUCCUGAGGUACAGUACCCACAGCUCUCUAAUUUGGGCCUAACAGAGCUCUGUACUGGAAUGUUACUUCCACAAGGGCACAGUUGAUUUUGGAGAGGAGAGGUUGUGGAUUAUGUUUUUUCUUCAGGAUGGACCUAGAAUAAUGAGCAGUUUUGAUAAGAAGAAGCAGGACCACUGGUUGCUUGAUGUGGAUCAGUCAGACUGGGUGAUGGAUGGAUAAACCAGUUGUGUAUCAGAUGCACCAAAGUCUCUCUUCUUGGUCUUGAGGAACAGGGCAAAUGACCAGGAAGGAAAAGAGUAAAGGUAAUUUGGAGCAUUGAAGGUGGAUCUGAAUGAGUGGUCGAACAAUAUUGACGCCUGCAGUGGUGAAUGGAAGGCCAAAGGGCAGAGAGUUGGGAAUUAGAAAAUGCUGUCCAACUCACUUGGGGGGAAAGGACCUUCCAGCAAUGGAAACUGAUUGGUCCAUGGACCCAACGUGCUCACUGGAUCUCUGUAACCAUUGGUGGGUUUGUAUGAUGGAAUCAAGCUCAAUCCUAUGACACUAAUGUUGUGUCAUUUCUGACCAUUAGAAUUGGAAGCCAGUCAAAAGCACAAGGAUUUUAAAGACUCUUCUGUCUGUAGUAUUCUGAGAGAAUUUCUGCUGAUGCGUGUUUAGGUGUGUGUAUUAGUAAAGAGAGGCCGCUCUUAGGAUUGGGUAUGGGGUAGAAUCAGACCCUGCUUUAGUUGGGGAUGUCAAUUAUGAACAGAUCCUCUUCAGGUGAUGGUUGUUUUGACAGAUAUCAUAGGGAAUGUUUGUACUAUCCUGUCUGGGAGAACCAUGAUCCUGAGUUUUGUGAGGAAGUGGGCGUGAGUCUCCACAGACCUGACUUCUGUCAGCCCAUUCUACCUCAAUGCAAUAAUGGUGUGAUAUGUUCAACUUACACUCUUCCAAGGUUAAUUUAAAAAUCUGGGAAAAAUCUUGACUCAUUUUCAAUGCUUUGUUGUUUUAGUUGACACAAAGUUUUGCAUAUUAUGUUGUUGUUUCUCUGUUGUUUUAUCAGCUUCAAUAGUAAUAGUGAUAGUUCUGUGGCUCCACCUGAAUUAUCUGAAAUAUCAGCACAGUGUGUUCCCAUUAACUGAAACAUUCGGGAUCCAACAGUAAGAGUUCUGUACACAGUAUGUUGGUCAAUAUCAUUGUGGGCUGAGAUACUUUCUCCACCAUAAUUUCCAGUUUUGAGGAUGCAAUAUAUUGCCCCAAGAAAGAUUUUCGUGAAAUUGAAAUGUCCAGAUGUGUUUUAGUCAAUUAAAUACUUUUUGAGAUGUCAUUAUUGUUGUAGUGAGGGAGAUUUGACUGCCUAUUUGUGCAGCACAAGCCCUCUCAAACGGAAAUGUGAUAAUUACCAAAUUGUCUUCCAUUGUUAUCAGGAUUCAUUUAGUCAGGGCAUCAGGGAUAAAUUCUCCUGCUGUCCUAUGAUGUGUGUCACAGAAUAGUUUACAUUCACCUGACAGAGCAGAUGAAGCCUUGGCUAAACUGAUCGGAAAGAUGGUACUUCCGACAGUGCGGCAUUCCCUCAGCACUGCACUGGACUGUCAGCCUCAGUGCUCGUGCCUCUGGAGUUAGAUUUGAAUCCACAACCUGCUGAAUUGGAGUGUCUUCGAAGGCUGACAAGAAAAUGUCUUAAGUGGUUAAGUACUGAGGGAGUACAGCAUGUUUUCCCUGUGUAAACAGGCAGCCUGAAAGUUUGAUUUGAUCUAAAGUGACAACUAGUUGGAGCUGCAGGUGUCAGCAUUGGCUUUGUAUCUAAGUUCCUGAAGCUGUGAAAGAUGAUGAAGUCCCUGGGGUCAGGAGAAGUGAAACUGAUGGAGAAAAGUGGGUAGACUCCAGGAGAGAGUAACAGCCAACUGUUACAGCUCACUGGGGCAAAGUGCUUGAAGGCAAAACCUGCUAUUUCUAGAGUCAUCACAAAAGUUAAAGAUUUUUAAAAGUAUGCAGAAUUCCACAAUUUUCCCAUCUUUUAGACUGAGACUGAUUGAAAGCACUGACCAGGUUUAUUCAUUAUAAAUAAAUAGAAUUCUAACUACAUGUAAACAAUAGUGAACUGCUGACAUAUAACUCUAACCCAGUUAUAAAACUCUGCUUCUAAACAGACAUACCCACAAAAAAGUGGGUGUUAUGGGUAGAGGCAAAGACGGAAACAACAGUUUAUUGACUAUGAUCCGUGAGGUUUGUUGAAAUGAUCCUUUACCUGAUGAAAAUACUUGUGUUUGAUCUUACUUUUCCAGGUAUUUCUAUUUAUUUACACGAGGCACCAGGCAAAUGGUUCACAUUUAUAAAGGUAAAGGUCAGAGACAAGUCACAGUUUACAGCAAUUCCUGAAGGGAAAUAAAUUGACUAUCUUCAGGCUUGAGGUGUUUAUCUUUAAUGCAGAAUAGAAACAGCUCCUUUCCUUAGAGAUUUGAUGGCUUCAGACUCAAGCAUUUACAGCCCGAGCUAUCUGCCAGCAAAUCUGCCACUUGUUGCUGGUCAAAUCUCCAUUCGUACCAAACAUCCCAGCUGUAGCUUGCCUGUAACUAGGCUUUCCCCGCUGCUUGAAUCAAUGGUUGUGCCCAUAGCAUUUAUCAUCAGGUAACGUGCUUUUAAAAAUUGCAGCAACCCUUCAACAAUCCUUAAAUAAAAGCAAUUCCAAGGUAAUCAUAUUGCACUUGAAAUGCUGACUCUUUGGCAGAUGCUGCCAAACUUGUCAAGUUUCUCCAUCUCUUUCUGUUUUUAUCACAGAGCUCUUGGCUUGGGUCUUUACAUUACAGACUAGAAGCUACAAAAAUGUAAACAUCCUAAAUCCACUGGGCGCAAGUACAACCACACUUCAGAACAAUCAUCCACCGUCUGAAAAUCCCUCAUAUUCUUGAGACUGGACUGCAGUGCAUCGUUCUAUCACUGGAUAUGCUGUGUCUGGAGAACUUUCUUGCCCCACUUGUCCAGAACCUCCACAGGUCUUGCUCCUAAAUAUCUAUCCAAUUAUAUUAAGGUCAGCGAUAUAGGAGAGUCUGAAUGACUGAGGCAGGAGAGUCUUGUUUCUGAUCUUGAAUCCAACAUUUCAGGAAUGGUACAGAUUGAGCUUGACUCUGCAUCUAACCCGCACUGUAAUGUCAACUUGGAGAAGUUAUUUCAGUGGCAUUUUAAAAGUGCAGACAUUAUUCCUUCAAGUUCCUUUGGGUGAAUUUUUUUACAUGUGAUGAGGGCUUCUGCCUCAGUGUUCCUUUUAGACAGCGAGUUCAAGACCCUCACCACCCUUAGAGUGAAAAAUUAUUUCUCAGCACCCUCUAAUCUUUCCAUCAGUUACUGUAAAUAUUUGCUGUUUGUAUAUUGAUCUCUCUGCUCAGGGAACUAGGAUUGAAACAAUCCCAUCAGCUGUGUCUGCCACUCCUCCCUUGCACUGUCUGGACAAACGUCCAACAAUGCUCCAGCUUCCCGAGCUGUGAACUCACAUCUUUCUCUGGUUUCUCACCCCCAUGCCCUCUCUGAGUUCAUUCUGACUAUAAGAUCCAUCUCUACUCCCUUGACCCAACUCUCACUCAACUUCUAAACAGCCAAAUUACCCUCCUGGUCCCGAGUAACCCACUAAGCUGCACAUAUGCACAACAGCACUGAUGUUGUGUGCACUGCAUUUGGCAUCAGCAUACUAACUGUGGCACUGACCUCUGGUGCUGGAAGUUGCUGCCAGGCCCAGAGAUCAGAGACUUUCCUUGGAGCAUUCGAGGCUGUGGGAUGACCUUAUAGAGGUUUAUAAAAUUAUUAGGGGCAUGAUAAGGUGCAGAGGGUGAAUGGCCAAGGUCUUUUUCCCAGGGCAGGGGAGUCCAAAAUUAGCGGGCAUAGGUUUAAGGUGAGAAGGGCAAGAUAUUAAAGGGAUCUAAGUGGCAAUUUUUUCACACAAAAGAUGCUGCAUGUAUCAAAUGCGCUACCAGAUGAAUUAGUGAAGGCUGGUACAAUUACAAUGUUUAAAAGCCAUCUGGAGAGGUACUUGAAAAGGAAGGAUUUAGAGGGCUAUGGGACAAAUGCUGGCAAAUGGGACUAGAUUAAUUUAGUUGCCAUGGUUGGCAUGGACAAGUUGGAUUGAGAGGUCUGUUUCCUUGCUGCACAACUCUAUGACCUGUGCAGAACGUGAAUAAAUUAGAGGGAAUGCUGGUCCCAAUGUUUGCUGAGAUUGUACAUAGUUCUUUCUCUUCAGAUAUGAUAUUUUUCUCCAUCAGAAAUUCUGCCGUCAACCCACUUCUCAACAAAAAAAUCAUGCCUCUUUGGUCCUUGCAAUCUCCUGUCAAGACUCCAACCUCUCUUUUCUCUCAAAGUGCUUCAAUAUAUUGUCUCCUCCCAAAUUAUGGAACUGGUGAUCUGACACUGAUGAAUGACAGUUCACUACCACCGAAAUCCUUGAGUCAAUCUCCAAGGCAUGUGUGACCUAAGCACGGAAUCACUUCCUCUCUCCUGCACAUGUGCUGAUCCCAUCAAUGCACAUUAUCACUGCCAUGGAUGCUGUGAUGCUCUUCUGAUCUGCUGUCAAACACACCCGAGGAUAAACAUCCCACACUGAUGUUGUCAGUUUGAAAGCUUCUGAGGGUGAAGAAUACUAUUCCCACACUAGAAAGCUCUGUCAAACAGAGGAACAGGGGAACUGAGACAGCAGCUGCAAUAAGUGAGGUUUUAUUCUGAUGGGACAAUGACAAGAUCUACUGCUCGAAGUCACCUCCACUUCACCGGUCGGUUUCCCAAGCUUCAGGAAACUCGUGUUGCUGCAGAAAUAUUUGGAUUGGCUGUGAGAGACGUCAAUCAGAGAGCACACCCACUCUGCCCAUUCUAUCUUCUUUCUCUUCCAGAGCUGGUUCACUUCCUAUAGGGACUGAAAACCAAGUGAGGAGAUGGUGAGCAGCUUUUAUACAAAUUGUAUCCCAUAAUAUCCACAUCAAUCUUCAGGCAGCCUGACUAUCCUGUAGGUAAUCAGGGGUGGAAAUGUCCCUUAUGCUGUGUGAGAAGAUCCAGCUGAGAGAGCUGUUUACUCAGUGCUUUGUACUGAACUGUUUGACUGGGGCUGUGUGUUGGAUAUUGACUGUUGGAAGCAUUUCCCUUCUGAUUUCCAGGCUGAGUUUUGGUGAUGGCUGAUGAACAUGAGAAGGUGAGGUAUAAUUAUCUGGGAGGUGCAGAGAGUGUGUGAGCAUUCUUACUGAUUUCCUGUUGUUGACCGCAUUUUGGGAGCUGGUUAUUAUCCUCAUAAAACAAAAGUCCAGAGUCUUAUUAUAGGUGUUAGAUGAUUUGGACAGAAAUGGUGUGCAGGGAUAUAGGGAAAAGGCAUGAGAUGGAUACCAAGUAUUGAUGCUGUUUUGAAGAACUGCUGGGCUGAAUAGCCUACUUCUGUGCUGAAACAAUUUUGUGAUUCUGCAGUUUGAUGUGUCCUCUAAAACAUGGCUCCUAUGACAAUGCAGCAACCUUAACUCCCAGAUUGGAGUAUCAGCCUCACUGCCCAGGUCCUGGAGUGAGACUUGUAUCCACAACCUUCUGACUCACCAACGCAUCCACACAGGAAAGAAGCCAUUGAAGUGCAAAGUUUGUAACAAGGGCUUUGCACGGUCGUCAGGCCUGAUGUCUCACUAGCGCACUUAUACAGCAGAGAAACCACUCACGUGAGGUGUGCAACAAAUCAUUCUCAGAGUUGUCAAAUCUCCGUGUACACCAACGCAUUCACACAGGGGAAGAAAGCUCUCAUAUGUGAGGUGUGUGACAAAUCAUUCUCGGACUCAUCGAACCUUCGCGUACACCAACAUGUUCACACAGGAGAGAAACUGUUCAUGUGUGCAGUAUGCAACAAAUCAUUCUCACUGUCAUCGACCCUCCAUAAACACCAACAUAUUCGCACAGGAGAGAAGCCCUGUGAGGUGUGCAACAAAUCAUUCUCACAGUUAUCCCACCUUCAUGCACACCAACGUAUGCACAAAGGGUAGAAACUAUUCGUGUGUGAGGUUUGUGACAAAGCUUUUGUGAUGUCCUCGACCCUCCUGAGACACCAGAGGAUUCACACGGGGGGAGAAACCGUUCAAGUGUGAGGAGUGUAACCGAGCCUUCACCCAGUUAUUGACACUUGUCAAACAUCAACGCACCCACACCGGGGAAAAGCCUUUGAGUGUGAUGUCUGUGACAAAUCCUUCUCGCAGUUGUGGAACUUCCUGCUUCAUCGGAGAUCUCACACUGGGGAGUAAAACCUUUGUGCAUUUAGCUUUUGAAAAGACUUUCACCGACUCCUGUCUCCCAAAUCACCAGGUGAGAAAGCCUUCAAGCAUGAGAUGUGUGACAGCGUGCCUCCUAAUCCAUCAGUGCACUCGUACGGUGGAAGAAACCCUAUUUGUGUGAGUUCUGCAAUAAAGCCUAUUCACAAUUUUGCACCUUCUCAAAUAUCAGCAAAUUCACAUGGUAUCUUCCAGUCUGGUGUGUGUCAGGAUUGUUUUACCUGUUUCUCCUCUUUCACCAUAUACUAAUGUCUCCACACAGACUUGGAGCUGGGUCACUUGCUUCCAUUGAGUUUCAUUGAAUAAACAUUUCUUCUAACGGUAAAGCUGA